Paralichthys olivaceus (Japanese flounder) is the source of this 7127-nucleotide messenger RNA. RefSeq names its product cholecystokinin receptor-like. Gene Ontology annotation, cellular component: plasma membrane. Gene Ontology annotation, biological process: neuropeptide signaling pathway. Gene Ontology annotation, molecular function: gastrin receptor activity; neuropeptide receptor activity. Lineage: Eukaryota; Metazoa; Chordata; Actinopteri; Pleuronectiformes; Paralichthyidae. The record is from RefSeq and is a predicted model, not a curated record.
AUGUCAAGAUGGAUGACACAUCUCCACUUCCUGCCACUGUGAAAGCUGCCAUCUUACAUCGAUGACGUCUUUUUCUGCCAGAGGCUGUGCGGUAGCGAUCGGGGGAAUGGCGCCGCGGCAUCAACGUCCUGUCGAUACAUGCAGUGGACCAAGUAGAGCAUGGCUCUGCAGGCGAUGAAUGGGAGCGUGCUGGAGGUGUUGGCGGGAUGUGCGGAGCAGGGGAACCUCAGCGUGGGAGUCAACAUCAGCUGCAACAACAGCUCCAACCUGCCGAGACCGGUCACCAGAGUCAGAGAGAUGGACUCGCUGCGCAUCUUGCUCUAUGUGCUCAUCUUCCUGCUCAGCGUCUUCGGCAACCUGCUGAUCAUUGUGGUCCUGAUGCUGAACAAGCGCAUGCGGACCGUCACCAACUGCUUCCUGCUGUCGCUGGCGGUCAGUGACCUGAUGAUGGCCAUCUUCUGCAUGCCCUUCACCCUCAUCCCCAACAUCUUAGAGGACUUCAUCUUCGGGGCCUCCAUGUGCAAGACCAUCACCUAUUUUAUGGGGAUCUCUGUCAGCAUAUCCACCUUCAGCCUUGUGGCCAUCGCCACCGAGAGAUACAGCGCCAUCUGUAACCCGCUGAAGUCCCGUGCAUGGCAGACUCGCUCCCACGCUUACCGUGUCAUCGCCGCCACAUGGGUGGUGUCUCUGCUUAUCAUGGUGCCGUACCCGGUGUUCAGCAACAUAAAGACUUUCCCCAAGGCCAACGGCACCGUCGGCCACAUGUGUCGCCUGGACUGGCCCAGUAAGCAAGCUGAACAGACCUGGUAUGUGCUGCUGCUGUUCACUCUGUUCUUCAUCCCGGGAGUGGUGAUGAGUAUAGCAUACGGUCUGAUCUCCAGAGAACUCUUCCGAGGGAUGCAGUUUGAGCUGGGCCAGAACACGGAGACCUCCGGCCAAAAAAAUGGUGUAGGCAGGGCUGCGGCAGGUUCGAACGAUGAUGACGAUGGUUGCUACGUCCAGGUGGCUAAAAAACCCUCCUCUGCUGUGGAGCUCCCCACCCUCUCUACCCCGUCUGGCGCCACCCAGGCCAAGUCUGAGCGAGCCCGCAGUAACACCUCGGAGGCCAAGCUGCAGGCCAAAAAGCGAGUCAUCCGCAUGCUGAUGGUGAUCGUAGCACUCUUCUUCAUCUGCUGGAUGCCGCUGUACUCAGCUAACACUUGGAAAGCCUUUGACCUGAGGUCAGCCUCCAGAGCCCUCUCAGGAGCACCCAUCUCCUUCAUCCACCUGCUUUCCUAUUCCUCUGCCUGUGUCAACCCCAUCAUUUACUGCUUCAUGAACACGCGCUUCCGCAAGGCCCUGUGUUCUACCUUUGCCGGCUGCUGCCGCAAUCGGCUCUGCCGAAAGUGCUUCUGCUGCAGGAAGAGAGAAGCAGGAGAAGAUGGCUUCACUGCCACCUCCAUGGCCACGACGAUGGCCACCUCCAUGUCCAAGAUCAGCUACACCACCGUCAGCACCGCAGGCACCUGAUGAACGAGCCCGGAGGAGAGCUGGCUGGUCACAACAGUGGUUGUCGGACAGCGCUUACUGUGUGCACCAUCUGUUUUUUUCAAUUUACCGUUCAAGUUCCUGUUCUCAUUCUUCAUAUUACUAUGUUCUGAAUCAUACGCUGAGUAAUAUCCCUUCCCUCAUUCAUGAGAUCUUUUUCAAGGUCUAUUUCAAAUUCUGUGUGCAUGAUUAGAGAAUGUGAUGGCGGGGAAACGCUCUUCUCUUAAACUGGCAGCAUCCACUUUGUUGCACCCUGAACCGAACAUCAAGUGCCUGUGCUUUUUGUGUGGCUUCAGCAUGGUGGGUUGUUCACUGGCUGAGACAGACAUUUUAAUGGAAACAACACUGAAAAGACAAAUCCUGCAUACAUGGAAACACUGUCUUUAUGUUCUGACUGUGCCAAAGGUUUUUUCUCUGACAGGUGGACUGUUGAACACUGAGGAAUCAUCGACUCUAACAAAUCAGUUUGGAUUCGCCUUCGUCCAUUCAGGGUAUCUCUCUCUCUCUCUCAAAUUAUUUUAUUGAACUUUGGAAAGUUUGCUCUCAUGUAUUUGAACACAAAGAAAUUACAAUUCUUGCUUACCUGUGAUAGAGCCUUAUCUACUUGUGAUAGAGAGGGUUAUUGUGGUAUUUUUCUUUUCUUUCCUGCAGGUCUACAACACCAAAAACAUUUAAUCUACUGUAUUUGGGGGAUUAUGUUGGCCUCUUAGUAAUGCCGGGAUGUUUUGACCCUCAGUGCAUCUUUACACUGUGUAAUCAUCUUGAAGAUAAAUAUGAGACUUUAAUUUAGCCUUAUCCUGGCAGGCGGAAAAUAUGAAGGCCAGGCUUAUAGAAUCAGGCAAUUUUCUAUUGCUGAUCCAGCCUGUAUGGAAUUAAAAUCUCCUGCCUGUGCCUGCUACAAAAAGUUUUUGAAUGCUGAUGCAGACAUUAAUAUUAAUAUUCUUAUUAAUGUGUCAAUUAGCAGUAAAAAAGUGCCCAUAUUCCACCCAUUAAAAGCUGAUUGUACCUGCUUGUUGCUCCAGUUCCCCUCCUACCAAUGACACAAGAGAAGUGCUCUAGUCAAACACACCUUUUCUGCUCCAAUAUCUUUGUCUUUCUACUCUCUGCCUUCCACUGCAGUGCUGCCAAUUAUUCCAAGCAUUAUCUAAGUACAAAGCCCCUGUUUCCAGGCUUAGACUAACGAGGUGUUUCACAGGGAUCCUCUCCCCCAGCGCGAACCUCAUGGCUUUGCCUUUGUGAAGCUGACAGCAAAUGUCUCCCCUCCCUCUCUCUCUGAGCCCCUUCAAUUCUUUGAUAAUAAUAAUAACGACCUUGAUUGAUAGUGAACCUUUAAACAAAGCAAGUAGCUCAAAGGGUGCUAAAAGGGGAACCGGGGAAAAAAAAGAAAAAUGGUAAAGCAAAAACAUGUAAAAUAAAUUGGGUUAAUAACUAAACAAAAGCAACAACAAUGUUUGUUCUUGAAAAUAGAGCCACGAGAUGAAUAGAUAGUUUAGCAUAUAAACUGGUACAUUUUUCUAUGUUUUCAAGUUGUGGUGUCAUAUGCUUAACAGCCAUGCUGGAAAAAUAACCUCUGACCUCUCUUACUAUGGACCAUGCUAACUUUGCACUAAUAAAAGACUCAAGAAAUGUUGGUAACCAUCAACUGAGCUCAAUAUUUGGUUAAGCUGGGAAGACGCUGGGACUUAAGAUAUGUUGUUGUUAAAUUCCACCUCACACUGUACGAGUCAAUCAUCUGAGGAAGCCAAAGCUCACGAUUGAUGUGCAAGCACUGUACGGUCUGAUUGUCUGACACAACCUGACCUCAUGCUGUACGUUGCUUCGGCUCCUCCGGACCAGCUUCAUACCAAUGUUUUUAUUGAAUAAGAAGUCAUAUAUUGUUUGCUAGCAAGGGAGAAACAUAUAGCCUUGAUCAUAUGUCUCAUGCUAUGUGCUGCAAAUUCCAGAAAAGAGGACCAGAAAUCAUUUGUAAAAAAGUAAAUUGAUUACUUACAGACUCUGAUUGCUGUACUGUAAGAACCCCUUUAUCUUCCAGCCAAAAACUAAAUUUGCUGCUUUUGUGUUUUUCCAUCUCACACAGGGACAGUGAGAGCAAAUGUAUUUCUGUUGGAUAUCAAUUUAAAUAAUUUAUGUAAAAUUCAUACAUAUUUUUUGCCAGAGUUGCACGGCCCAUUAGGAAUUAAGCCCAGAUAAGAAAUAACUCAAGUUUCCCUUUAAAUGCCACUUGAAACAUACAUAGAGCAGUUUUUUUGAUUCAAGCGUUGUAGAUAAGAUGACAAAUAUUGAAUUAUGCCAAAGAAUGAACAUGAUAUUGUUACAGCAAAUAGCUAUAAAACAUCCAAAUUUUAUCUGCAACAAAAAAAUGUCCUGGAUUUGUUUUAAGCAGUGUGAUGUAAUACUUUUAUCCUGCAUACAUUGGAUAAAAGUAUUACUAUGAAAGCUUAGUGCCGCAUCCCCAACCACUUUUAAGUUUGUUUUUUCAUGUCCUCCCGUCGCCCUGCACUCCCCCAUCCCUGCACCACCACCCUUUUAUCCUUUUUGUUGCGGAGGCGUACGAAUACAUGAAUGACAAUAGCGUGUGGGUGACAGCGAAGAUUUGCAGACGCAGGCACUGUCCAAGAGCAGUUUACAGGCAGCAGCAUAGGUGGCGGCAAGUUAGGCUCACAGACGAACAGUUGGCACGCAAAAACAUCCCUGACUGGGCCUUCCAUGUAAACACUUUGUCUGCUGGCUUCCAGGUGAUGAGUAAUUAUCUGUGUCUUUGCCAGCGUUUGGUGCUGAACCUGUGAAUUUAUGUAGAUUUUAUUUGACUAUCUCUGCAGCCUAUUAUCUUCCAUCAAUUCUGUAUACUUUACUUUAACUCUAUACAUUUUAAGGAAAUAAUCAAAUUAGAGCCUGUAGUUUAAUGAAAUGCAAGCUUUAUGUCAAAUGACUUUAGCUGAUUAGGAAUAAUGAUGAUAACCCUAUUAAUUCAAACUUUAUGGUGUCUUUUAUUCAAUGUACUGUAGAUUUACAUCGUAUCGGAAUAAAUCUCAGUCUCUGCUUAUGUGCAUUAUGAAUGAACAGUGCAAAAACGUAGCCCUGCUCUCUUAAAACUAUGGUAAAAGCCUCCCAGAGAUACUGAGACAUUCUCCUAAAGAUGUACUGUUUUUAUUGAAUUUUAUAUCUUUUUUGCUGUUCACCUCAGCAGGUUUAGACAUGCAUUAUUUAAAUGAGCAAAGCACCCACUCCCAGAGCAGCUAUUUUCUGUUUAACUUUAAUACGUGUGCCCCCUAUUUCGGUCGUUGUAGAAAUUAUGCUGCUGCUAGUGCUGAUGUAUCCUCCCUCUCUCUGUUAUGUGGCCAAGAUGGCGUCCACUGAGGGUGAUAAUUUAUGUCCAGCUUCCCCAUUUAAACUUUUUGCCAUCCUACACUCAAACACAAGUGUUAAUAGGGAAGUGCACGAAUUAAGACGCAGCAAAUGUAUCCUGAAACAAACAGCGGGCUGCCAAACAAACUUAUUUCUGUUGCAAGUAUGCACUCUCCUAAUAAACAAGUUAAAAUGCUAUUCUAGGGGUGAGAAACCCAAUUCUGACCCUGUCUUGAGAACAAUACAUGAUGCAAAUUGAAAUUGGAAUGAGAUGGAGGCAAGGGACCGUGCACACAGUUGGUUCCCCCCUUAUCUCUACCUCCCUCAAUAAGAACCCAAUUAGGUGCUUGAGGCAGCUCAUGAGGAAACCGCACACAACACGGAGCAUUUUCAUGAUCUCAGUGCACAAAGACAGUGAAAGCACAAAAUAUAAACCGCAGUAUCAUUGUUAACCUUUCUGCAAACACUGACUCCAUGUUGGAGCCUGCAGGUGGAUGCUGGGUGUUGGGGUGAGGUAGGCCUGAACAGGCAGCAGAAUUGAUGCAGGGCAGCACAGGCAUUGACUGGCAAAGAGAGAGAUGGGUAAUCUUUGCAGCUUAAGGAAACAAGAGGUUUCAAGCUCUUCAUGCUGCUCAUUAUGAUUUUGCUCUUAGUUAACCUCUGAUUUGUAGUAUUUACUUUUUUAAUGAAGCAUCACUCUCUCCAAGGAAACUCAAGGUCACCUCAAGCUUCCAAACUCCUUACCUAAAAAUGAUAGAAGUAAUUCUUAGUUCCUGAAAAGUUGACUUUUAUGAGGUAUCAGAUUUUCAGCCAGCAGCCAAGUUUGACAAAGGUCUCAUAAGUAAAUAAGGAGUUCUUUCUCAAUAAUAUAUAAUGGCAUCAUGAAGGAUGGCUGCAAGUAAAAUGCGCCUCUGGUGGAUUUUUUUUAUGUUGUUCCCUUGCAGAAUAAUUCAUAAUUAUAAAGAAUGAUUUCUGCCUCAGGCACAGAAUGAAAUAUUUGGCCCACAGGCUCUGCACCUGGGUGUUUCCAAGAUGUGAGCUGUCAAAGAAUCUGCUGUCAUCUGUUCUUCUUCAUGUUGGUAUUUUUUCUCAGCUUGACAAGUUCUGUAAAAAGGGGGCGUUGUAGAUUUCUCUGCUCUUCUUUCUCCUCUAAGUUUGGGAAGAGUAUGCAAGAGCUGUUCUUUUCGAGAUGCUUCUUUAAAGACUUCUGAGGGAAUAUCGAAAGUUUUAUUGUGAAUGUCAAGUUUAAGUCUCAGCUUUAAGGGAGAAAAACCUACAAGUAAACAAACUGAGAAAUAGUGAGGUGGGCACAGAGAUGAGGUGAUGAAAUCACAUACUUAGCUCUUUUUAGAAUUGGAAAACCUCUGAGGGUGGAGCUCUCCAUGUUUGUGCGUCUACAUGCGCUUAAUGUUUACUAAGGCAGUCUCUAUAGGUCUGCUGAAUUCUUUUUUUUAUUUUACCACAUGUGGUGCCUGCUUGUGCUACAUUAUAAUAGCAUAAAAUAUGUAACUGUCUGUCAGUUGAGCCAGAACUCGUUUAAAUGUGAGGUUAUCAAUGUUCGUGAUGUUUUGCUAUCACUGUAUCUUCUGUAUGAUGUAAUUAUUAUAAUGCAGUCUUGUUAUUCAUGGUUAGGUCUGGCAAUACGUAUGGUGUUUUUCAUGCUAAAUGUCCAUUAUUUAACACAAAAUAAAUAUUGGGGGAAAAAAUGUUUUGUGUGUAAGAGAAGGUGUUAUUAAUUCAGUAAAAAUAUGUUUCUAGUAUGUAAUUUUACCAAAUGAUGAGUGUACCCCUGAACUAGCAGCUGUCCACUGAAGUCUGCAACACUUUUUCGUCUCAAGCAGCAGAGAGCUGGACUGUGAAUAAAUAUUUAGCAGUCAGACUUGAAACAAGCGCAAUGAAUAAUAAAAUAGCAACAAACAAUAGAACCUCAGCUCACCCAGCGAAUACACUCUGGUAUGAAUCAAAGUCCUCAGGGGAUGAGAAUUCCUCGGGAACUUCAAAUCCACAUUUCAUGGACUGGGAUGAGGACGCGGAUGAAUGUUCAGGAGUCAUCACCAUUGCAACGCACCAGGCCACUAGUUUAAUCUGGUACCAGAAAACUGAAAAAACACAGUUUGCUUUUCAAGCUUUCCUUUAGAGACGUGGAUCCGACCCUGUGUAAAAACAGAAACUCUUUUUUUUUCUCAGUUGUAUUGCUUGUUAAAAAGUCCACACAGACUUUCAAAAUAUUUUUACACAGUCAAAGCCCACAGUGA